AUGACACUUUGGGACGGUUAUGCGGAUCAAAUAAUGGAGUAUGAGAGCAGCAAUCGAGUUGAAAAAAAUGUCGUCGUAAUCAUUCAGUUUGGGAAAUACAUAUUCUGGGGAGGGCAUUUGUCUGUUUCUAAUUUGUAUACCGUCACCCGAGUCUUAAUUAACAGUGAUAUUGAUGAAGUUGCUGAGUUUAAAAAAAGAUUUAUCGAGAAAGUUUCUCCAGAACUUUCUUCCAGUUAUUCUGGCUUAAGUUCUUCUGUUGUGAAGUCUGCCACUGAAGAGUUCCUUUCUGACUUGACUUUUUAUCCCAUUGGGUCGUUAAACGCAAUAGAUACGACGAAGUUUGUUGUCAUUAUUGGGACUAUCAAGAGUUUUGCAUCGAACAAUGAGUGGUUUUACAACGCGUGCAUAACCUGCAACAAAAAGGUUUCAACCAUUACUGUUGUUAAAGAGAAGCAGGAUGAUUGUACUGGUAUUGUGACGUUGACAUUGUUUGAGCGUGAGGUAACAAAGCUUUUGAAGGUUAAUGCAAAUCAGCUGUUAGACAACAACAUUGAAUUAGCAAACGAAGGAAACUUUCCAAAUGAGCUAAAUUCUUUACUCAAUAUGAAGUUUGCGUUCAAGAUUGCUGUUUCUUCUUUUAACAUUAGCAAGUAG
Molecule: messenger RNA, 654 nt
Organism: Helianthus annuus (common sunflower)
Lineage: Eukaryota; Viridiplantae; Streptophyta; Magnoliopsida; Asterales; Asteraceae
Exons: 6
Coding region: 1-654 (217 amino acids)
Molecular function (GO): actin binding
Source: RefSeq, a predicted model, not a curated record